Punica granatum (pomegranate) is the source of this 2592-nucleotide messenger RNA. NCBI's taxonomy places the organism in Eukaryota, Viridiplantae, Streptophyta, Magnoliopsida, Myrtales, Lythraceae. The record is from RefSeq and is a predicted model, not a curated record.
ACCAGCAGCAGAACAGCACAAUGAUGACAUGAAAAUCUAAACUGGGUCAUCGGUGAGCGGAGCAGAGACAAUACCUCCUCGUCCUCGAUCUCGUCCUCGUCCUCGUCCUCCUCGUCGUCGUCAUCAACCUCAGUCGCCCUGCUCUCUCCCGAGUCCCCUCCACCUUCCUUCCUAUUAUAUAUGUAAAGCUUCCCAAAAGCUUUCUUCAAUAGAAAAGGGAGAAAAGUGCAUCCAUUGGUUGAUUGAUUGAUGGAUAUUCAGAACAGACAUAUCCCAAUAUAAAUAUCCCUUUCCUUCCCUGUCGACCACCGCCGCACCUUUUUCGCAGGAUUCAAGACGAGAACACCCAAUCUCCAUCUUCCCGGCAAGAGUCGGAAGAACCCAGCUGGGAAAAUCUUGAAACUUCUGUCGGAUUCUGUGGCUGUACGUACGUCUUGACAAUGGGGGAGUUGGGGGAGAAGUUCCGGGGGUUCAUGAACAACAGAUGGCUGGUUUUCGUGGCGGCAAUGUGGAUCCAGUCGUGCGCCGGGAUCGGGUACCUGUUCGGGAGCAUAUCGCCGGUGAUAAAGAGCUCGCUCAACUACAACCAGCGGCAGGUCGCGAGGCUCGGCGUCGCCAAGGACCUCGGGGACAGCGUCGGGUUCUUGGCUGGGAGCCUCUGCGAGGUCCUCCCCCUCUGGGGCGCCCUCCUCGUCGGCGCCCUGCAGAACUUCGUCGGCUACGGCUGGGUCUGGCUCGUCGUGACCGGCCGCUCCCCCGUCUUGCCUCUCUGGGCUAUGUGCAUCCUCAUUUUUAUUGGGACAAAUGGUGAGACCUACUUCAACACGGCGGCUCUUGUGUCCUGUGUGCAAAACUUCCCGAAGAGCCGGGGCCCAGUGGUGGGGAUCCUCAAGGGAUUUGCGGGGCUUGGCGGGGCCAUCCUUACACAGAUAUAUGCCAUGAUCCACUCCCCUGACCACGCAAACCUCAUUUUCAUGGUUGCUGUCGGGCCUGCAAUGGUGACUGUUGCCCUGAUGUUCAUUGUGAGGCCUGUUAAGGGCCACCGGCAGGUCCGGGCAUCAGAUGGCUUCAGUUUCUCAUUCGUCUAUAGCGUGUGCAUCCUCCUGGCUGCCUAUCUUAUGGGGGUCAUGCUCGUUGAGGAUCUGGUUGAUAUGAGCCCCAAAAUCAUCACGAUCUUCACGAUCGUCCUGCUUGUCCUCCUUGUGGUCCCAAUCGUGAUUCCUUUGUCUCAGAGCUUCUUCUCAGACCCACGGGCCCCGCUCGAGGAGGCCCUCCUGUCCGAGUCCCAGAAACAGGAAGCAGGAAAGUCUCAGCAAGAGACUCAUGAGGUCAUAUUCAGCGAGGUGGAGGAGGAGAAGCCCAAAGAUAUGGACUUGCUUCCCGCGUUGGAGAGGCAGAAGAGGAUCGCUCAUUUGCAAGCCAAGCUAUUCCAAGCAGCUGCUGAAGGUGCAGUGAGGGUCAAGAGGAGGAGAGGUCCUCAUCGAGGGGAGGACUUCACACUUAUGCAGGCCCUGAUUAAGGCCGACUUUUGGCUCAUUUUCUUCUCACUUCUUCUCGGUUCAGGAUCAGGACUGACAGUGAUUGAUAACCUGGGCCAGAUGAGCCAGUCUCUCGGGUAUAAUAACACGCACAUAUUCGUGUCCAUGAUCAGUAUCUGGAACUUCUUGGGACGUAUUGGAGGAGGUUACUUCUCUGAGAUUAUCGUAAGGGACCACGCUUACCCGAGACCAAUAGCAAUGGCUGUAGCACAACUCAUCAUGGCCGUUGGCCAUGUUUUCUUUGCCAUGGGAUGGCCCGGGGCCAUGUAUGUUGGCACUCUCCUGAUUGGGCUUGGUUAUGGGGCGCACUGGGCUAUUGUUCCUGCUGCCGCCUCUGAGCUGUUUGGCCUGAAAAAGUUCGGGGCUUUGUACAACUUCCUCACCUUGGCAAACCCUGCUGGUUCAUUAGUCUUCUCCGGCUUGAUUGCCAGCAGCAUAUACGACUAUGAGGCCGAGAAGCAGGCCAAUGCCCAUCAUCACAAUCCAACCCAGAGCUCAUUUUCUUCUUUCUCAAGCUGGCUUAUGCUCGAUGAACCGCUGAAGUGUGAUGGCUCCAUAUGCUUCUUCUUGACCUCCAUGAUCAUGUCGGGACUCUGCCUCAUUGCGGUUGUCUUGAGCAUGAUCCUUGUGUACAGGACCAAGAUUGUUUACGCCAAUCUCUAUGGGAAGCCCCGUACAUAAAUCAAAUAAAGGUUUUGGUGUUCCUUCCUCUACUAUCCGAAGGUCCUUAAGGAAUCUAUUCCGAGCUUUCUAAGAUGGCCACCAAGAACAAUGCACAGACAAGCUGCUCGAAAGCUCUUCCUUGCUGGAUUGCCUGUACCAGAAGAAAUCAAGUUUUGAUUUUCACUUUCUUCGUCAAAGUGAGUGUUCGUAUAGCGAUCAAUUUGAGGGAUGGCAUUUGUUUUGGUCCACUCCCAUGUUUGUUGUACCAUGAAGUGGGGCAUACCAUUGUGAGUGAUUAAUCCCGUGUUUUGGAUCUAUGGCUUUCACUAUUUGCGUGUUCUCCCGAUAUGAAGCCGCCAUCGGUAUAAAAUGAAGUGGAAGUGUUUUAUUC